Messenger RNA from Paralichthys olivaceus (Japanese flounder), 983 nucleotides. RefSeq names its product SEC22 homolog B, vesicle trafficking protein b (gene sec22bb). Gene Ontology annotation, cellular component: ER to Golgi transport vesicle membrane; SNARE complex; Golgi membrane. Gene Ontology annotation, molecular function: SNAP receptor activity. Gene Ontology annotation, biological process: vesicle fusion with Golgi apparatus; retrograde vesicle-mediated transport, Golgi to endoplasmic reticulum; endoplasmic reticulum to Golgi vesicle-mediated transport. Lineage: Eukaryota; Metazoa; Chordata; Actinopteri; Pleuronectiformes; Paralichthyidae. The record is from RefSeq and is a predicted model, not a curated record.
CAGCACGGCAGUAUUCAGCAGUGGCACAACAAAGCUCUAGCGUUUCCGGCCAGCUCAGCGCGUCAGUCCUGCGCUGUUGUCAGUUUCCAGCUCGUCAGCUCCGGGACCAGUCAGGCACCUGCAGCCCUUUCACCGGCCGGCGGAGGAACACUAGAGGACGGCGGAGACAUGGUUCUGCUGACGAUGAUCGCCCGGCUGGCGGACGGUCUGCCGCUGGCCGCCUCCAUGCAGGAGGACGAGCAGUUGGGUCGGGACCUCCAGCAGUAUCAGAGUCAAGCGAAGCAGCUCUUCAGGAAGCUCAAUGACCAGAGUCCCACACGCUGCACUUUAGAGGCUGGGUCCAUGGCAUUUCACUAUUUUAUAGAGAAAGGAGUUUGCUACCUUGUGCUUUGUGAAGCCAGUUUCCCCAAGAAGCUGGCCUUUGCUUACCUAGAAGACCUGCAGGCUGAGUUUCAUGAGCAUCAUGGAAAGAAGGUCCCCACAGUAUCCCGGCCGUACUCCUUCAUCGAAUUUGACACGUACAUCCAAAAAACCAAGAAGUCUUACAUUGACAGUCGAGCGAGAAGGAAUCUGGGCAGCAUCAACACAGAGCUCCAGGAUGUACAGCGGAUCAUGGUGGCGAACAUAGAGGAGGUGCUGCAGAGAGGAGAGGCUCUCUCUGCCCUCGACUCCAAGGCCAGCAACCUGUCCUCCCUGUCGAAGAAGUACAGGAGCGACGCCAAGUAUCUGAACACCCGCUCCACCUAUGCCAAGCUGGCGGCCGGUGGUGUCUUUUUCAUCAUGCUCAUCGUCUAUGUACGCUUCUGGUGGCUCUGAGAGAGAGAGAGAGAAAAGAAGAGGAAGGAGGUGUUGAAGUUUCUCCAGACGCUAAGAAAAGCCGUCACCUUUGCCUAAAAACAGUAUCCCUGCUCUUAAUAAGACUUUACAGACCUACCGUCAUCCAUUCUGUUCUCGCAUGUCCAUGGAUGUGUGACCUGAAUAUA